AUUUAUUCAGUCAAACCACGCUGUAAUUGUGCAACAUGACCGGCAGGGGGCAGCAGCGCCCCUCAGCGACUUUGCAACCGGCAGGCGAAUAGCUGAAGUGACGUCAUCACGCUGGACGCGCGGCGCCGCAGCAGCAGCAGCAUGUCGCUAAAUGGAGAGGAGGAAGACUUCGAGUGGGAACCACCUACUGAGGCCGAGAUGAAAGUGAUCCAGGCCCGCAGGGAGAGACAAGACCAGAUCAGCAAAGUGAUGGGAGAAUACAUGCUCAAAGGAUACAAGAUGUUGGGCGACUGCUGUGACGUCUGUGGGACUAUUUUGCUGCAGGACCGCCGACAGAAGAACUAUUGUGUGUCGUGUCAGGAGCUGGACUCUGACGUUGACAAGGACAACCCUGCCCUCAACGCGCAGGCGGCGUUGUCCCAGGUCAGAGAGCGGCGCCUGGCGGCCCAGGCCCCGGCGGAGCCCGACGCAGCCCCGGUCAGCGGAGACACCAACGUCCGUGUCGGCGGCGGCGCCGUUCCUCUGCCCAGACCGGAGCACUGCGAGGGUGCGGCGGCCGGGGGCAGAGCCCUCCUACCCCCGCCCGUGGCUCCUUCCCCGGCGGCCCCCGUCACUGUCGCCGUCCCCGCCGCCGCCGCCGCCCCUGUCACCCCCUUGGUUGUCGGCCGGCCGGCCCCGGCGCCCGGCGUGUUGCAGGACGCCGAGGAGGCGGUUAUGACCAAACUGCGCUGGGCCAGCAGCCAGCUGCAAAGCUCCUCCUCCUUGGAGUUCAGCAUCCAGCUGUGCAACCUGAUCUCCAGCUGUGCCAACUCCCUGCGCAGCCUCAAGGAGCUCAGCCAGUGACUGACUGACCGCUGAAAGGAUUCCGAGCUCUUUUUGUUUUCCACAUGUAACUUAUUUUCUAUUCUCUUUGUCACAUCUGGCCAUUAAAAUGAUUCCAACGAGGUCUCCAUGGCAA
Messenger RNA from Nerophis ophidion (straightnose pipefish), 958 nucleotides. Its product is annotated as protein ZNRD2-like. The transcript has 4 exons. The coding region runs from base 142 to 843 and encodes 233 amino acids. The record is from RefSeq and is a predicted model, not a curated record. Lineage: Eukaryota; Metazoa; Chordata; Actinopteri; Syngnathiformes; Syngnathidae.